Messenger RNA from Penicillium angulare, 954 nucleotides. Its product is annotated as phytanoyl-CoA dioxygenase family protein. The transcript is spliced from 3 exons. NCBI's taxonomy places the organism in Eukaryota, Fungi, Ascomycota, Eurotiomycetes, Eurotiales, Aspergillaceae. The record is from RefSeq and is a predicted model, not a curated record. The coding region runs from base 1 to 954 and encodes 317 amino acids.
AUGGCCAUCAAUGUUCGGUCCAAUCAAGGCCCCACGGUCCCUGCACAGUGGCUUCGACAGACCCCCAAAGAUAUACCCUUUGACGAAAUGCGACAAAGACUCAGAUCAGAUGGUUACGUAUACGUGAAGAAUUUACUUCCCCGAGAAGAAGUUCAAAGUGUUCGAAAAGAGUACAAUGCCACUACAUCUGCGUACUUUACACUUUACGAACCGACCGGGAUAAUCAAACCAGGCAGUUUCCUCGAAGAUGGUAUAUUCAAUGACCAAAACGAUCCGCUCGCCCACGGAGGUAUCGGCGCAGGAGAACUCCCACCAACAGACCUCCAAGUCCAAACAAUGAUAAACGCACACACCCAACCAAAAUACCUUCAACUACUCGAAAACCCAGAAUUCAGAACCUUCGUCCAAGGUCUAAUGGGCUGGCAAAAAGAAAUUCUCCUAACACGCACAAUGAUCCGACACAAUGCACCCGGCGCCCUAAGCACAGCCGUACACUACGACAAACUCUUUCUCCGAAAAGGAGAAGCUGAAUUUCUAACCGCAUGGGUGCCUAUUGGUGACACGAAGACAACUGGCGGUGGCCUGAUGUAUCUUUCGGACUCCGUUUUGCUCGGCCGUGAGAUCGAGUCAGAUUUCAGCAAACGGGCUAAAGAUUUGUCACACGAGGAGCGGCUUAGUGCUUUUAAUGUUCAUAUGGAGAAAUAUGGGCAAUUGUCGCAGGAUGCGAGUGAGUUCGGAGAUAUGCAUAAGGUCGACGGAAGCCGAAAUUGGCUUGUUGCGGAUUAUGAGGCGGGGGAUGUGGUUUUUCAUGAUCCGUAUAUUGUACAUGCUAGUACGAGAAAUGAAGGGGGUGAUGGGAGGGUUCGAGUUAGUACGGAUUUGAGAUUUUACGAGGAGGGGAGUGAUAUGGAUGAUAGGUGGAUGAAGUUGUGGACGCCGGGUGAUGGGCUUUGA